GCAAGAAAUAAAGACACCAGACAGAGGGAGACGCAGGCACAGGGGCACACUCGGAAAGCGAGGCUGGCAGCCCGGGAACCGAGAAACGGGCUGAGACAGACAAAGAGACGGGGAGAGAGACGGGAGAGAGACGGGUCACGGUGUCCGAGAGACCAGAGGCAGCAAGACAGGGAGCGAGACACAAGCCGAGAGCCCCGAGAGCGGAAGGACCAGCUGAAAGGGAGCCCGAGAGGAGGCGAGAGCCGGGGGGCGCGUGCCAGCUGGCGGGAUGGAGGGCCGCCUGGCAUGGGCCAUGUAGCGGCAGCAGGUUGCCGAGCUGGGUGGGCAGAGCAAAGCCGGUGCCUCCGCGGGGGUGAGGGGGCAUGGGAGGGGCAGGCAUGCUGCUGCUGCUGCUGCUGCUGGCCGGGGCGACCGCCUGGAGACCCCCGAAGGGGAAGUGUCCUCCGAGCUGCUCCUGCUCCAAGGACAGUGCCCUGUGCGAGGGGUCCCCAGACCUGCCAGAGAGCUUCUCCCCAACUCUGCUGUCACUGAGUGGCUCUGGCAUGGGUUCUGGUGGCUUGCUCCCAGCCACCCCUGCGUGUGUCCCCAGCUCGCUGGUCAGGACUGGAGUCACCCAGCUGAAGGCCGGUGGCUUCCUGAAGCUGCACUCGCUGCACCUGCUCCUCUUCACAUCCAACUCCUUCUCCGUGAUCGAGGACGAUGCAUUUGCCGGCUUGUCCCACCUGCAGUACCUCUUCAUCGAGGACAAUAAGAUUGGCUCCAUCUCUAAGAACGCCCUCCGAGGACUGCGCUCUCUCACACACCUGAGCCUGGCCAAUAACCAUCUCGAGACCCUCCCCAGGUUCCUGUUCCGAGGCCUGGAGACCCUGACUCACGUGGACCUCCGAGGGAACCCGUUCCAGUGUGACUGCCGUGUCCUCUGGCUGCUGCAGUGGCUGCCCACCGUGAAUGCCAGCGUGGGCACAGGGGCCUGUGCCGGCCCAGCUGCCCUGGCCCACAUGCAGCUUCACCACCUGGACCCCAAGAUAUUCAAGUGCAGAGCCAUAGAGCUGUCCUGGUUCCAGACUGUUGGGGAGUCUGCGCUGGAUGCGGAGUCUUUCUCCUACCAGGGGGAGCCCUACAUGGUCGUGGCCCAGCCCUUCGCGGGCCGCUGCCUGAUCCUCGCCUGGGACUACAGCCUGCAGCGCUUCCGGCCUGAGGAGGAGCUGCCCGCGCCCUCGGUGGUGUCCUGCCAGCCCCUGGUGCUGGGCCCCAGCCUCUUCGUGCUGGCCGCCCGGCUGUGGGGAGGCUCACAGCUGUGGGCGCGGCCCCGCCCCGGCCUGCGCCUGGCCGCCACGCAGACGCUGGCCCCCAGGCAGCUGCUGCGGCCCAACGACGCCGAGCUGCUGUGGCUGGACGGGCAGCCCUGCUUCGUGGUGGCCGACGCGUCCAAGGCGGGCAGCACCACACUGCUGUGCCGCGAGGGCCCCGGCUUCUACCCGCGCCAGAGCCUGCACGCCUGGCACCGAGACACGGACGCCGAGCCCCUGGAGCUGGACGGCCGGCCCCACCUGCUGCUGGCCUCGGCCUCGCAGCGCCCCGUGCUCUUCCAGUGGGUGGGGGGCCGCUUCGAGAGGCGCACCGACAUCCCCGAGGCCGAGGACGUCUAUGCCACCCACCACUUCCAGGCGGCCGGGGACGUGUUCCUGUGCCUGACGCGCUACAUCGGGGACUCCAUGGUCAUGCGCUGGGACGGCUCCAUGUUCCGCCCCCUGCAGCAACUCCGGUCCCGUGGCACCCACGUCUUCCAGCCGCUGCUCAUCGCCCGGGACCAGCUGGCUAUUCUGGGCAGUGACUUCGCCUUCAGCCGGGUCUACCGCCUGGAGCCCGACAAGGGCCUCCUAGAACCGCUGCAGGAGCUGGGGCCUCCGGCCCUGGUGGCCCCCCGAGCAUUCGCCCACAUUGCAGUGGCGGGCAGACGCUUCCUCUUUGCUGCUUGCUUCAAGGGCCCCACACAGAUCUACCAGCACCACGAGUUAGAUCUCAGCGCCUGAGACCAGCGGGGACCCUGGGCGUAGCGGGCACGGGGCUGGCAGGGAGGCCUGGGUCUCUGCUUGCCUCCUUAACUGCCGCCUGACCCAGAGCCAUGGUGACAGGUGGUUGGGCGAGAUACUGGCCACUGGACAAGCCCCAGACAAGAACGUCCCUUCCGCUCUUAAGCAACAUCUUGGCUGGAGCAGAUGUCCCCACCAAGGGUGACUCAGGCUGGGACACCGUCCAGUGCCCAGAUGCACAAGUCACGGGGGUGUGUGAUGCACAGAGGUCUGGAAGCUCCCGUCUCCCCUCUCUACACUCCCUCCGCCCCUCCUGUCCCUCCUCCCUGCCCCCCACCCCCACCCCAUCACCCCACCUCGGUCCCACCACCCACUGGGUCAGCUCCUUCCCCUCUGGCUUGCAAUGAAAAUACUGAGCAGAGACAAUUCCUUGCUCCAGCCGGGCCAAUCGCUUUCGGUGCCGCCCCAUGACGUCACCAGUGGCUGGGCCGGUUUCCCAGUGCGGGGAGGAUGCUUUGUGCGCAUGCGUGCCUGGUGCACAGGCUCUGGGGACCCUUCCUUUCCUCCCGCGAGGCGAUUGUGCAAGGGACGAGGCAAGAAAAGCGCAUGUGUUGUGAGGAGCCCACGGAUGGCUGGGCCGCGGCUGAGAGUGUCUUGAGUUCAAUAAAGGAGCCAGCCGCCCGCU
Sorex araneus (European shrew) is the source of this 2718-nucleotide messenger RNA. It is a transcript of the gene LGI4, whose product is annotated as leucine rich repeat LGI family member 4. Lineage: Eukaryota; Metazoa; Chordata; Mammalia; Eulipotyphla; Soricidae. Bases 363 to 2033 code for a protein of 556 amino acids. The record is from RefSeq and is a predicted model, not a curated record. The transcript is spliced from 9 exons. Gene Ontology annotation, molecular function: protein binding. Gene Ontology annotation, biological process: myelination in peripheral nervous system; neuron maturation.